Talaromyces proteolyticus is the source of this 1131-nucleotide messenger RNA. RefSeq lists its product as uncharacterized. The transcript has a single exon. NCBI's taxonomy places the organism in Eukaryota, Fungi, Ascomycota, Eurotiomycetes, Eurotiales, Trichocomaceae. The record is from RefSeq and is a predicted model, not a curated record. Bases 1 to 1131 code for a protein of 376 amino acids. Gene Ontology annotation, molecular function: protein binding.
AUGCUCCUUGGUGUACUGAAACCUUUUCAGCCCUGCUCUCUACAACGUCAAGCCUCGAACACAUCCAGUUCUUUGCUGAAACAAACUCGAACACACCUGGAAAUGUUGGGAGCUCAUAAGCUUCGGCCAAAAUGCUCAGCAUUUCAACCCAUCCAGGAAAUUCCUCCGAAAGUCCUGGAUGAGAUCUUUUGCUUCCUCCCCGAUAUUCCUGAUCAGCUCUGUUUUGCGCUAUGCUGCAAAUACCUCUAUGCUCACUAUAAAUCGUUUACCGAAACUUUGAAAUCACUGAGACUUGCUCAUGUACUGCCACAUGAACCAAAGCCCAUGUUUUGCAACAAAGGUUCUAAUAUCGAGAUUCGACAUAAAUCCCGAAUAGAAUUUCUCCUUCGACUAGAAGAUAGUCGUUGGAAAUAUUGCAGCGGAUGUUGGAGCCUUCAUCAAAAAUCGGCUUGGGAGCCUCCCAAGAUUCGCUUUCCACUUCCUCUGAAGAUUGCUAACUGGGGAAAACCAAAGUGUAUGCCAUAUGCCGGGCAAAUCGACCUUUGCCCCUGCUGGACCAUAACACUUCCUGAAAUACGACAUCUCAUUCGUGAAACGCAAUACCCUGGUAAUAUACCGCUGAGAUCCAUCCGCCUAACAUUGCGGAGUUAUGCACCGCUUUACAGCCAUGUUCGUAAGAUUGGCCGCGUACACAGUUGCAGCUUUCAAGCUCAUCCAUUUGCAAAUGUCGGUAUUACAAAUGGUUUCGUUUUGAUUGCUCGUGAUAGCAAGUUACGUCAAAUCAGCAUACUCUCAUUUCAAAUUGCGGUCAAGAGUUUUCUCCGCCGAUCAGAAUCCCAGUCACAUAUACGCACGCCAGUGAUAUCGCCACAUGAAAAUCUGAAACAGUGGCUUAGCCAAUUCUUUGCCGAGGCCGAUUCUUCCUUUUCCAUUGUAGGGAGGAUGGAAGAUUGCGAGAUCAAAGAAUGCCACUGUUGGCGUUGCGACUGCCUGAAAACGACUGAAGACAAUUUCCGCUUUGAGAUAGUAACAAGGCGAAACUUGGGCAGCGGUAAAUGGCCGGAAGAUAUUUGGUAUCGAGAGUUUGCUGAUCUUACUAUUAUUGACUCUGCUGCAAUGGUAUUGAAAUAA